Chaetomium globosum CBS 148.51 is the source of this 1836-nucleotide messenger RNA. RefSeq lists its product as uncharacterized. Lineage: Eukaryota; Fungi; Ascomycota; Sordariomycetes; Sordariales; Chaetomiaceae. Gene Ontology annotation, cellular component: plasma membrane. The record is from RefSeq and is a predicted model, not a curated record. Gene Ontology annotation, biological process: iron ion transport; intracellular iron ion homeostasis; copper ion import. The transcript is spliced from 4 exons. Bases 1 to 1836 code for a protein of 611 amino acids. Gene Ontology annotation, molecular function: ferric-chelate reductase activity.
AUGGCCGGACAGUCCGCUAAUGGAGGAAACGGGCAUGGAAAUGCGGCUAGGGCCACAGAGGCCUUCUUUGCCCAGAGGCAAGUGGUGAUAGAGCGGAUUAUGAAGUACUGGGCCGCGGGCAUAUGUGGCCUGAUCGCCGUCUUCGUCCUCUUCCACUGGGCACGUUGGUUCUGCGUUAAGGUGGAACGUUCAAACAAGCCUUAUGGAGUAUUCGGUCGUCCAUUCGUUGCGAGUUCAAGGCUCGUGAGAAAUCUGCUAGUACGAAAGGUCCCUGGCUUCAAAUCUGCCGGGCAUGCCAUGGUCAUUAUGGCCUAUGUCGCUAUUAACCUGGCUAUCGUGUUUACCAACGUGGACACUAGCUCGAUGGGAAGCUUGGGGCACAGGUUCGGCUGGGUAACACUAGGGAACCUCGUCUUGGUCGUAUUCUUGGCACUCAAGAACACCCCCUUGGCGUUCAUAACGGCCUAUUCAUACGAACGGCUCAACUGCCUUCAUCAGAUCGCCGGCUGCAGUAUGUUCAUUGCGAUGCUUCUCCACGGCACCCUAUACACGGCCUUCUUCGACAGCUCGGGGCGGCUGUUACACAUCUACUCCGAGAGUUCAGGGAUCGCGGCCAUCGUGGCAGGGUUCGCUUUUUUGAGCGUUGUGUUCUCUGCUCUGGUCCUCCGGCGUUUCUGGUACGAGCUGUUUUACGUCACGCACAUCUUCUCCUGGAUCAUAGCCAUAAUCGCCGUCGGUUUUCAUCGGCCCGAGAUCGCAAACAAAACGCUCAUUAUCGUCCUCAUCGCGGCGUCCAUGUGGUUCCUCGACCGUGUCAUCAGGGCCUCUAGGAUCCUGUACUACAGCGCCAACAAUGGAGCAACAUUGCACCCCUUGCCUGACGGGAGCACCAAGAUUGUCAUGAAGAAAGUCCCGGCGAGGGCAGAGCCCGGGAAGCACUGUUUUGUUUGGAUUCCUGCCAUCCGCAAGUUCGAGACGCAUCCGUUUACAAUCCAUGGAAGCUCGCCCCUCGAGUUUACAGUCAAGGCUCGCAAUGGCUUCACUAGCGACCUCUACAAGCAUGCUGUGGCCAACCCUGGUGUGACAGUGAGGGCAUCGAUUGACGGGCCGUAUGGCACGUUUCCUAACCCCAUGGAGUUUGACAAGAUCGUGCUGAUUGCCGGGGGCGGCGGUGCCACCUUCACAUUCGGCCUUGCCGUCAACGUGCUCGAGAGGAUGGACGAGGGGUCCCCUAAGAACAUUGUGUUUGUGUGGUCGGUUAAGAAACACGAGAAUCUUUCCUGGUUCAAAGAACAGCUCGAGCUACUAAGGACGCAUGCGCACUCGCCCAACGUCAAUGUUUCCCUUUAUGUUACACGGGCUCCCACGUCGACCUCCGACCUCCCGAGCGAGAGCGAGAACAGCGAGCACCCUGGCCGCUCUGACUCGUCUUCCGAUGGCGCUGACUCGCCGCCUUUGUCGCCCGUUGGGUCCGAUCUUGAGAAGAACGUCCGUCAAACUGCAGUGCCCGCCGGCGGUUGGCCGCCCCUCUCACAGAGUGCUCUCGAGAAGCAGACGGAAGCCGUUGAGACGCAGGUCAAGCAUAACGGUGCGGUUGAGAAAGAUACGGCCACAGCCGUAUCCCACACUUUCUUCGAGUACCCCAUCAAGGCGGGGCGUCCCGAUGCUGCGUCUCUCAUUCGCGAUGCCGUCAAGACUACGCCGCGGAACCAGCGGGUUUUGGUUGCGGCAUGUGGACCGAACGGGCUGAUGCAUGUGGUCCGGGAUACUACCGCCAAGUUGAUUGUUGCCGAUGGCCCGGCCGUGGAGUUGCACUGUGAGCAGUUUGGCUGGUAA